Messenger RNA from Coturnix japonica (Japanese quail), 508 nucleotides. RefSeq names its product reprimo, TP53 dependent G2 arrest mediator homolog (gene RPRM). The record is from RefSeq and is a predicted model, not a curated record. NCBI's taxonomy places the organism in Eukaryota, Metazoa, Chordata, Aves, Galliformes, Phasianidae.
GGGCGGCCGGGCGGGAUGAACGGCUCUGCGGGCGGCGGGACGGCGGCGGCGGGGCUGGUAGCGGGCGCCGGGAGCGCGGCGCUGGAGCUGGAGCGGGCGCUGCGCUGCUGUACGGCCGCCUCCGCGGUGACCGACGGCGGCGGCGGAGGAGCGGCGGCGGCGGACGAACGGAGCCUGUACAUCAUACGCGUGGUGCAGAUCGCCGUCCUCUGCGUCCUGGCUCUCACCGUCGUUUUCGGCAUCUUCUUUUUGGGCUGCAAUUUGCUCAUCAAGUCGGAGAGCAUGAUUAACUUUUUGGUGAAGGACCGGCGGCCGUCCAAGGAGGUGGAGGCGGUGGUGGUGGGACCGUACUGAGCUCCGCUCCCCGCGCCCCGACGACGCGGCCCCGCACGGAGCGCUCCGCCGUAGCGCUGCCCGCUCCCGUCCGCUCCCCGCUCCGAGCGGCACCGCGGCCCCGAGGUGCGGGGAGAGCCGCGGCGCCGAAGUAAAACGCGCUCUGAUGGCAACA